This is a messenger RNA of Brassica rapa (field mustard), 7425 nucleotides long. Its product is annotated as mucin-17. NCBI's taxonomy places the organism in Eukaryota, Viridiplantae, Streptophyta, Magnoliopsida, Brassicales, Brassicaceae. The record is from RefSeq and is a predicted model, not a curated record.
UCAAUACUAGCCGCAAGAUUGAGGAAAUAAGACACGUGUCAGUGUGGAUGUAGCGGAAUGAGCAUCCAUAUUUUUUGUUUAUAAUUUAAAUUUAUUAUUCGUUUGAUUUCCCUGAGUAAAUCGAAUAAUUAAUCGAUCAUUCUCUCUCUCUCUCCCAAUCUGCUUCACUCGCCAAACCUCUUUUCUUCGCCGGAACCCUAGGUCCGCCCCAUCAGCUUGAAUUUUCCGUAGAUGAACGUGCGAUUAGGGAACAUCUGAGGUCGGUUUUCGUCGCCGAAUGGAGGGAGGAAUAGCCCCAUGGAUUAUGAUGACAGUGACUUUCAAAACCAGAAUCUCCAUUUAGCUGGUGAAGCUAACACUAAGUUUCCUCCGGUGUCUCUUCCAAGGUUUGAUUUUGACGAGCAUCUGAGGUUUGAUAGUUUAGUCGAAACUGAGGCUUUUCUUGGUAUUGAGGGUAACGAAGAUAGUAACUGGAUUGAGGAUUUCUCUCGUGCAAGUAGUGGUGUAGUGUUUAGCUCAGCUGCAACUGAGUCUUGUGCCAUUUCUAGGCAUACUAAUGUUUGGUCUGAGGCUACUUCCUCAGAAUCCGUUGAAAUGCUUUUGAAUUCGGUUGGACAGGACGACCAAGUCAUUGUAAGAGAGAAAGAUAAUUCUAUCAAGAAAUCUGGUGAUCUAGGCUGCACAAUGGAUCAAUUGGAGCCUGGCCUUGAGACUAUUCUUUCCAAAGAGGAAACUCCCACCAACCCUUCUGUGGAUGAUACUCCAGCAGACUCCUGCAAGACAGAUGCUGCACAGGAACAGGUCCCGCUGAAAGAUGACUCACCAACUCUUGUGGAGGAGGAGCCGGAAGAUAAUGCCAUUUUGGCUUCAAAUACAGCCGCUGUGCCUGUAGAGGUUGUGGAUACUGCUUGUCAUGAUAAGAUAGGGACUGAGACAACGCAUAGUCUUCUUGACCAAACCGUUGCGGAAAAUAAUGCAGUUUUAGCUCAUGUGAGUUCUGCUGGUCUUGAUACGAUAGGAACUGAGACGACUGAUAGUGUUCAUAACCAAACCCUUACGGAAGAGGCAUCCAUGGAGGAAAACAAUGUCGUUUUACCUUCAGAUACCGGGACUGUAGAGGCUGUGGAUACUGGUGGUCAUGCCAAUAUAAGAACUGAGACUACUGAUAGUCUUCUUGACCAAACAGAAGACGAAGCCAACACAGAAUCAAGGAUGGAAAUCGAUUGUAGCCACGGAACUGUACAGACUGGGGUUUCUGCUAGUGGUGAGUUGAAUAAUCAUAAUCAGACCACUUUGCUUCCAGAGCUUUUCAAUGAUGAAAAUGAUAUCAGCGACCACACUGCUAAGUCUGAUCUGAAGGAUAUGGAGCUAUCUGAUGUCACGGUACUAGAAAGAGGGGACCAAGCUCUCUCUUCUCUUGAGGUAGCUGAACCAGACGUUUCAGGGAUCCAAUGCCAAGAUCUUCCUGUCAGCAGUGCCAAUACCAGCGCAACAGUUGAAGCAUCUUUGGAACUCACUGGGGUAUUACCAAAUAUAACAAGCAGUGAACAUGAAUCUACUUUUCAGACUCAGACACAUACAGAGAUACUUCGAGUUGAGACUUCAGAAAGUGUUCAUGUUUCGCAAAUGGACUCAAUGGUUGAAUCCACAGAUGGUGAUGUGUCUAGGAAGGGUGACAAUAAGAAAGGUAGUGCUCGCAUAUCUUAUCUCAAACAAAACAUGGAAUUAGCUGUCAAUGCCAAUGAUAGAGAUCAGGAUGCCAAGAGCUCUCAAGUCUUAUCUGAAAGCUUUGUAUCCGAGUCUGUUGGUUAUGUUUCAAGAGACUCUGCAUCCAAGCUGGUGGAGUCAAAUUCUCAGUCUGACACCAUUCCAAAAGAAAAUCCAGGGACUAUGAUUGACAUUAAAGAAUGUGAAGCCUUUCCUCUCAAACCUGAAGAAUCGCGACAUCUAAGCCAAGAUGGAGCUUCUGCUGUCAGUCUUACAUCUUCAGUAGAUUUACAUAUGGUGACUACAUCAUCUGAGGCUAAUGAGCAAGUCAAUUUCUCUGUAACCGAGAAGGUUUUAUCUGGCGAACCUGAAAAUUGCCAAACUGUUUCACCUGUGAAAGCAAGUAAUUCAGGGAUUCAUAUUGCACAACAACCUAGCAAGCAUACUGAAGAUACUCAGCAAAGUACACAAUUUCUCCAUGGUUGUCCUACCUCUGAAGGGUCAAAGGAUGCAGUAGAUGCUGAUGCCGCUGGACAAGUUUUGCCUCAGCAGUGCGAGGAAACAAUUUUAGAAAAAAAUCUAACAGAAGUUGUAAACGUCCCUGAGACUCGGUCAAUCCUGGACAAGGAUGCCUUAAAUGAAAACCCUAAAGCUAGCUCCUUGGCUAAUCUUCGGACUGAAGCUGUGGCAGAUUGCCAGGAAGAGGAUAAGACUGCUGCAUCCGGUAGGAUUAUGACAUCUGCUACUUCUGUUUCAUACCCCGCAGAUCAGGAUGCCAAGAGCUCUCAAGUCUUAUCUGAAAGCGUUGUGUCUGAGUCUGUUGGUUAUGUUAUAAGAGACUCCGCAUCCAAGCUGGUGGAGUCAAAUUCUCAGUCUGACACCAUUCCAAUAGACAAAUCAGGGACAAUGACUGACGGUAAAGAAUGUGAAGCAUUUCCUCUCAAACCUGAAGAAUCGCAACAUCUAAGCCAAGAUGGAGCACCUGCUGCCAGUCUUACAUCUGCAGUAGAUUUACAUAUGGUGCCUACAUCAUCUGAGGCUAAUGAGCAAGUCAAUUUCUCUGUAACCGGGAAGGUUUCAUCUGCCGAACCUGAAAAUUGUCAAACUGUUCCACCCGUGGAAGCAAGUAAUUCAGGGGGUCAUAUUGUACAACAGCCUAGGAAGCAGACUGAAGAUACUCACCAAAGUUCACAAUUUGUCGAAGGCUGUCCUGCCUCUGAAGGGCCAAAGGAUGCAGUAGAUGCUGAUGCCGCUGGCCAUGUUUUGCCUCAGCAGUGUGAGGGAAGAAUUUUAGAAGAAAAUCUAACAGAAGUUGUAAACGUCCCUGAGUCUCAGUCAGUUCUGGACAACGAUGCCAUAAAUGAAAACCCUAGUGCUAGCUCCUUGGCUAAGACUGCUACCGGUGGGAUUAAGACAGUUGCGACUCCUGUUUCACACCCCACAGGUGGUGUAAUUGAAGUAGGAGUGUCCUGUGCUUCUACAAGUUCUGAGCCUUUUGUAAAGUCCCAUGUUACUGGAACUGAAAACGCUGCUACAGAUUUAGGGUCUCAUGUCAUUUCUUCCCCAGCUCGUAAGAUGACCGAACUACAACUUAAUAAGACAGAGGAUCAGAAUACUUUGAGUUUGAUGGCUACCGAAUCUCCGGUCUUGGAUAGAAACCCGACCUCCAGCAGUGGGCUGAACUUGACUUCCGAUACAAGGAAAGCAGUGGAAAUUUCCGAAACUACCCUUGUCUCUCCGAUGGUGGUGGGAUCUCUGUCAAAAUCUAGCUUAGAGAAAACAGCUGCGAAGUCUUCGAAAACAAAAUCUGAGCGUAAACCCAGGGGAACACCUAAAUCUGCAGGAAAAGAGACUUCUAGAAAAGGAAAUAGUGUAAAGGGAGCUGCACCUUUUCAACAUUUUCAAAGUGCAGGCAAAGCAAAUGCUGUUAAUCAGAGUUCUGGUUCUUCUAUUCAAAUCACACACUCUACUGAGAAACAGCAAAGUCUUCAGACUCCUGUUCUUAAUUCGUUUGGUACCCUUUCAGCCCCCACGACUAGUCUACCGGAAAUGAAUUCUACUGCUCCCUCAAGCAUUUUUCGUCGACCUUUCACUGACUCGCAACAAGUGCAACUACGUGCACAGAUUUUUGUUUAUGGUGGUCUAAUCCAAGGGACAGCACCCGAUGAAGCUUAUAUGAUAUCUGCAUUUGGUGGUGCAGAUGGUGGGAGAGGCACUUGGGAGAAAGCAUGGCGUGCUUGUGCUGUGAGGGCUCAGAGAAUGCGUGUUUCUAGUCCUGAAACGCCAUUGCAAUCACGUGCAGGGAAGACAGAGACCCCGUCAAUGAGUCACACCAGUAGCAAAGUGAGUUCAGCGACGAAACCCAUAAUUCCACUCUCAUCACCUUUAUGGAGUUUGUCAACUCCCCUCGAAACUUUACAAUCAAGAAGCAUUCAGAGAGGUUCAGCUGCUGCACCACUGCCUUCUUCAUCACAUGCUCAUCAAGCUGCAUCAGUUACGAAUAUUGGACAUAAUACGGCUUGGAUGUCCCCUCUCCCUUACCCCAGCCCGUGGCUUGCUUCUCCGCAGACCAGUGGGUUCGAUGUUGGUUCUCGUUUCCCCGUUUUCCCGAUCACCGAAUCUGUAAAAUUGACACCCACAAAAGAAUCUUCCUUGCCUUACUCUGGCGGUAAGCAUGUUCUGAGUGGAACUUCAGGCAAUGUUUUCAAAGGGACGCAAACACUUGAGCCAGCCAGUACAGUUGUAGCACCUGCUCAACACUCCACUGGGACGAAAUCAAGGAAACGGAAGAAAAUGCCAGUCUCUGUGGAGUCUGAUCCAAGCAUUUUGAAUUCGCUACAGCAGACAGAAGUAGUGGUCUCACCUCUUGUUUCUAUAUCAACACCUGUACCUAUUACAGCUGCUCCGGGUAGUCUGACUUCUAACGCAGGCACACUGGCCAGUGUUGAUUCCAUCUCUGCAGUCCCUAUGAACCUGGUAUCUACGUUCCCUGGGAAGAAAAUGAAAUCAUCUUUGCAAUCCCCAAUUUUUGGUGGUAACCUUGUAUCUGAAGUUAAGCAGAGAUCUGUGUUGCCGGCAGAUACCAUUGAUAAGCUUAAUGAGGCUAAGAUGCAUGCAGAGGAUGCUUCUGCUCUCGCUACUGCAGCCGUUAGUCACAGCGAAUACGUAUGGAAGCAGAUAGAGCAACAGAGGCAUGCUGGCCUCCAGCCAGAAACUCAAGGCAGAUUAGCUUCCGCUGCUGUUGCCAUAGCUGCUGCCGCUGCAGUGGCAAAGGCUGCAGCUGCCGCCGCCAAUGUCGCAGCUAAUGCGGCGUUUCAGGCAAAAUUAAUGGCUGAAGAAGCAUCCCUUCCUAGUGUUUCUUAUCAGGGUAAUGAUCUCCACAAGUCAAAUGAUGUACUAACUCAAGGCCAGGGUACCCCUGCUUCUGUCUUGAAGGGUGAAGGUGCAGUGGUCAGCUCCAGUCCGUUCCUUAGUGCUGCCAGAGAGGCGGCUAAGAAGAGGGUCGAGGCUGCCACAGCGGCCACCAAACGAGCUGAAAAUGUGGAGUCUAUUGUUAAGGCAGCAGAACUGGCAUCAGAGGCGGUUUCACAAGCUGGAAUACUUGUUUCAAUGGGUCAUCCUCCGUCGCUCAAUAAGCUGGUGGAGGUGGGUCCAAGUAAUUAUUGGAGGCAGGCUCAAGAAUCUGAGAAAGCGCAGCCUUGUAAAGUGGGUGUAUUAGAAAAAGAAACUGAGACUACUAGUGAUAGAGGUUUUGCUAGUCCCAGCACUGCGCAUACUGAGUUGGAUGGCUCCGUGAGAGCAGCUGAUGGUCUAGGUCUAGUUUCUGCCACUGGAAAGAAAACAAAUGGACAGAAAGGUCAUAUAAGUGCAGACGUGGCUAAACACACUGCUGUAGUUUUCGAGCCAGAAGUUGGGUCAAAAUCUUCGAUUGACACCCAGACUGAAAGUGAGCAGAUUAUGAAAAAAACAAACGACGAGUGCAUCAAGGAAGGUUCUCAUGUAGAGGUUUUCAAGGAAGGACCUGAAUUAAGAACCGCAUGGUACUCUGCCAAUGUAUUGAGCUUAGAGGAUGGGAAAGCUUAUGUGCUGUUCAGUGACCUUUCUGUAGAACAAGGAACAGAUAAGCUGAAGGAGUGGGUAGCCCUCAAAGGUGAAGGUGAUGAGGCCCCGAAAAUAAGAACUGCUCGUUCUAUUACUGCCCUGCCAUAUGAAGGAACCAGGAAGAGGCGUAGAGCUGCCAUUGGGGAUCCUGUGUGGAAAAUUGGAGAUAGGGUAGACUCGUGGGUUCAUGACAGUUGGUUGGAGGGUGUUAUCACGGAGAAGAACAAAAAUGAUGAAAAUACAGUGACUGUGCAUUUUCCAGCACAAGGAGAGACUUUGACUAUCAAAGUUUGGAAUCUUCGUCCUUCUCUUGUAUGGAAAGAUGGAAGGUGGAUUGAAUGUUCUACUUCAGGAGAAAACAUCAGCUCGUCACAUGAGGGUGAUACUCCAAAGGAGAAGCGUCCUAGACUAGGAGCUCCAUCUCCUGUGGCUGAAGGAAAAGACACAAAAAUGGAAACUGUCGUUGGUCCGGAUUUAGGUAAACCGCCUCAGACUGGUGUUCUUGACCUCGGUGUUUCAGAGACUACAUUUAACAUCGGGAGAAAGGAGGGCAAUCCUGGUCCACUCCGAAUGAAGAGAACCGGUUUGCAAACGCAGGGAGCAAAAGUGAUCUAUGGUGUCCCUAAACCUGGAAAGACAAGGAAGUUCAUGGACGUGAGCAAACACUACAUUUCAGAGGCGAGCAAUCAAACUCGGAAACAGAAGGAACCAGCUAAGGCUGUGAAACCAAUUGUGCCCCAAAAUCCAGGACCAGGGAGCUGGAGAUUGCCUUCUAAACCGAGAGAAAAACAGACAACAACAACAACGAAGCCCAAGACUUUCAAACCUGCGCCCAAGACCAAAGAGAAGCCGGUUGCUGCACCUAGGAUAAUUCCCCGCAAGGACUCUCGUAAUACAACAUCCUCAAAUAUGGAAUCUGAAGAUGCCGUUGGUCAGAGUGGAGAGAACAAAGGUCCUGCAUCAACUUCCAGGGAUCCAGCCAAGGGAACAGGGGAAGAGCAAAUCACAUCAUCUUCACAACAAGGCCAAGAUAGUUCCUCCUCGACCACUACUGGGAAAGGGAAAGUGGCUCCUACUGCAGGGAGGUUACCCAAGAUUGAAGAGGCCAAGGCGUUGGAUGAUAAUUCUUCAAAAGCAUCAGAUGGAAUGGAACCACGUAGGUCUGUCCGCAGGAUUCAGCCAACUUCUAGACUACUUGAAGGUCUGCAAACAUCGAUGAUGCCCUCAAAGAUUCCUUCCAUGUCACACAGCAGAAGUCACCAAAGUCAAAGGAAACAGUAACUUUAGAGGCAAGUAGGUAAUGGAAGGAGCAAAAGCUAAGAAGAAGAAAGAGGCAGUCUCUGCUGCUGUUAGGUUGUCCUAAAUUUAAUAUCGAGCUCUGAGAAAAAUACUUUCGUUGUUGGUUAGGGGAAAGAUGAUAUGUUAUUGUAGGUGUGUGCUUAUGAUUUUUAAGUUAGAUUCUACCUCAGUCUGUGUGACUCAGAGAGGUAAGACAACUGUUGUUUGAAUAAAACAACUGUUUUAUUAUUGCCAAGUACCAUCAUCUUCCCUGGCUACCUUUCCUCCUAUCAUAAGUAUAGUAUGAUGAAAAAAUACACUUGUUUCACAUUUAUUUAA